Molecule: messenger RNA, 888 nt
Organism: Ochlerotatus camptorhynchus
Lineage: Eukaryota; Metazoa; Arthropoda; Insecta; Diptera; Culicidae
Product: sugar transporter SWEET1-like
Exons: 4
Coding region: 86-754 (222 amino acids)
Biological process (GO): carbohydrate transport
Cellular component (GO): membrane
Molecular function (GO): sugar transmembrane transporter activity
Source: RefSeq, a predicted model, not a curated record
UACGGCUCGAGUGGUUGCGGUUUUGAGUUAGUUCAAGGUCUCGCUCUCGUGAUCUCCGUGAUUUUGAUUAAAUCGCAGACGAAUCAUGGAAUCGCUAUCCCGUGCAUUGCAGCCGUACAAGGAAUUGGUGGGAAAUGUAGCCGCUAUCGUUACAGUCCUGCAGAUGUUCAGCGGUGGUUUCGUGUGCAACGACAUUCGGAAGAAGGGCACCUCGGACGGCUUCUCGCCGAUGCCAUUCCUCGGCGGUUGUGGACUCGGGAUUCUCUUCCUGAAGCAUGCCCUGUUGAUGGACGAUCCGGCCAUGAUUCGGGCCAAUGUGGUGGGCCUGGGAAUAAGCGUGGCUUACUCGGUGUUCUUUUACCUCUACACGCCACGGCAGAGCAAGGCUGACUUUUGGAAACAGCUUGGAACGGUCGGAGCGGUGGCGAUGGCCAUGUUGGCCUACGCGCAAAUUGAGAAUGCCGAACUGGUGGAGGAUCGAUUCGGGCUGAUCCUAACGGUGCUGUUGUUGAUGCUGAUUGCGCAACCGUUGUUUGGUUUGCCGGAAAUUAUUCGCAAGAAGAGCACUGAGGGACUCCCGUUUCCGAUGAUCCUGUCCGGUACGGUAGUUGGCUGCAUGUGGCUGCUCUACGGGAUCAUCCUCAACAAUACGUUUGUCAUUUUCCAAAACCUGGCAGCCGUUUCGCUGAGUGGAGUCCAGUUGGCGCUGUUUGUGAUAUAUCCUACGAAGGAUGCGAAGAAGAAAAAGCAAUAAGCACGCGUUUUUGCUAGUCAUUGACAAAGCCUUAUCUCUUGAGUGUCUACUCAGUUCUCGUUAUAUCGUAGAUAUGCAUUCGGAUGGUAUUAAAUACACUUAGAAAUGAAUAGGGGUAUUUCUGAUAUGUUUGU